Molecule: messenger RNA, 2281 nt
Organism: Salvelinus namaycush (lake trout)
Lineage: Eukaryota; Metazoa; Chordata; Actinopteri; Salmoniformes; Salmonidae
Product: plasmalemma vesicle-associated protein-like
Exons: 6
Coding region: 418-2157 (579 amino acids)
Biological process (GO): positive regulation of cellular extravasation; regulation of vascular permeability
Cellular component (GO): caveola
Source: RefSeq, a predicted model, not a curated record
ACGCCUGGAACUUUACUGUUUGGGCUGUCAAUGUGUGCUACCUUAGCUCAGAAGCGGGAUACUAUCUCCACUACCAGGGUCUGCCUCAGAUAUCUCCACUACCAGGGUCUGCCUCAGAUAUCUCCACUACCAGGGUCUGCCUCAGAUAUCUCCACUACCAGGGUCUGCCUCAGAUAUCUCCACUACCAGGGUCUGCCUCAGAUAUCUCCACUACCAGGGUCUGCCUAAGAUAUCUCACAUUUUAUCUAUUUAUUUUGCUUUUUGUUUGGGAAAGAAGAGUUCAGUGCUUGGGGUUUAACGCUCUCUACUUGGUUCUCAAGAAGUGGACACCAUUUGAACCAUCUAAAUCGGUCUGGGCUUGGCUGUUUCUCAGUAAGGGUGUUCUGUUCUGUACUGUGCCUCAGAGGCUAAACAGUCAUGUACAAAAGCAGUUACUCCCAGGCCAAGUUUGGCUUGGAGGCCAGGAGGAAGAUCCAGAAGCCCAGAGGGAAGAGCUGUGGCUACUACACGAGGGUUGUCUUCUUCUUCUCCUCUCUGAUCCAGUCACUCAUCAUCGUCAGCCUGGUGCUCUUCCUGGUCUAUGGGAGCUCCCCAGACGCGGCGGCCGAGAGCCGGGUCCAGGACCUGGAGAAGAGCUUCAGCCGCCUCUCCAUUGACAACAUCAACCUCCGGCAGCAGGGAAAGAACCUGACGAAGCUCCUGAACGCCACCCUGACUGACAAGAUGCGCAACGACAGGUAUAUGAUGAGUCUGCGUCAAGUGGUAAACGGGUCUGGCAUGUUCAUCGCCAAUCUCAAAGGACUAGUGACUCAGUGUGAAAACGAUAAGGGAAGAUGUCAGAUUCAACUUAGAAUGAACCAAUGCUUCAGGGCCAUGCCACCAAAUGAAAACCAGGUCCAGCAGCUGGAGCAGUUGCUAAAGCUAGUGAGCUCCAACUUCAGUCAGACGGUGCAGUUCAUGAGGAUGGAGAUGGAGAACACAGCCAUGGACCGGGACACCCUGUCCCUGGAGGCCAUCUCCCUCCAGAGGGACAAGACCUUCCUGCAGAGACAACUGGAGGGCUACAGGAAGAAGUGCAAGGAGGACUUUGUCCAAUCUCUGGCCGGCAUCUCCGACGUCUCUAAAGCCUUCCUGUUGAAGAUCGACAACCUUCUGCCCAAUGUCAGCCCCUUCCUGCUCACCUGCGAGAAGCAGCUCCACCACCUGGACCAGAUCCGCAACAACUGCACCGGUCUGUCCCGUGAGGUGGAGAACAAGUUCCAGCAAUACCUGAACAAGGUGGGCUUUCAGAUGUCGGAGAUUGAGGGUUGCAGUGUCAGGCUGCAGGCGGAUAAAGACCAGCUGAAGGAGGUCUACGACUGGUGCAGCUACAACCGCAGUGCCAUGGCCCUGGAGCACCGCGAGAAGCUUCAGAAGACCCAGGAGAAAUACGACCAAGAGACGGAGAGGCUGCUGAUGGACAGCAGAAGGCUGCAGGGGGACAAGGAGCUACAGGAGACGGGGAUGAAGGUGAAGGAGGGUGAGAUCAGCAUUCUCAAGGACAAGAUCAAUAACCUCAACACCUCACUAGUCAACUGUGGCUCCAGGACUGGAAUGGGUAACCCAGGGAUGUUCAGACCAAAUCAGACUGGACCCUGGGGUAGCAGGCAUGGGAUGGGUGACCCUGGCUCAACUGGGAAUGGAUUUGGCGGGGCAGGGGCAAGCUCAAGUGGGUUUGAGUCCACUGGCAUGGGUUCAAAUCCAUUCGGUAGUGCAGGGGCAGGUGGGACAGGGACAGGUAACAAGCCAGGCUCAACUAACCCAUUUCGGUCAACCGAAAUGGGUUUGUGGGCUACAGGUGGGUGGGGUUCCACAGGAAUGAGUAACACAGGGAUGGGCGGGGAAGGGUCGAGUGUAACAGGGCAAGGUAAAAGGGGGUCAACUGCUGGAACAGAAUUGGGUGCUGGAACUGGUGGGUGGGGUGCUUCUGCAACAGGAAACGGCAACACAGGAUUGGGUAGGUCCGGGUCAAGUGCUUCGUCAUCAUCAGGCGCCACAAGGAUGAACGGUUCAGGAAUGGACAGCUCGAACGGUUACAGUUCAGCACAUAUCAAUCAACACUUACGAGAGCUGCAGCAGUAUUCUAAUGCCGACUCCGGCUCAGAAGUAUCGGGGUAAUCCAUGAAAUUUCACAGAGGAAAAUGGAGGAAAACCUAUAAAACCCAGUCUCCUCAUAUUGAGUUCUGGUUUGUCAAUAUACAGUACCAGUCAAAAGUUUAGACACAGCUACUCAUUCAAGGGG